CCCAACUGCACUCCGCCAAUAAGUUAUAACCACGACCGCUCGAUUUGGUAUCGCAUAUGCAACCUUACGCAUUCAGCUUCCUUAUCGGACAACAUGUAAGGUAAGCAUCGGUGACUUGGUGGGAUAAGCUGUGCUGUGCCGCAAAAGGGUUUGCACCUCGAUUUCUGAGUUGAUUGAAGCUUUCCAUCUUCAUCACGGAAACUUCAUUCGACUCGUUAUUUCGAGGUGAUAUUGUGUGAAAAUGGGGUCGCCUCCAGAUACGACGCGCUUGUUGACCGAGACGGAGUCGAGGCGAACGUCGAUUGAUACGAUUAAUGACCUGCCAGAUGAGAGUCUGCUGGAGAACGGGAUUUCGGAGAGUCAACCGUUAUGGGAGAAUGAAGGUGGGGAAGAAGUGAAGAGUGUCUGUACUAAACAUAUGAUUCUUUUGACCUGUGGAACUUUUGGGUAUGUAGUAUCACUCUAUCUGUAGAACGAAGGAAGGGAUGGGACUAAUGAACCCCGCAGCUUACAAAAUGUGUGGUCUCUCUUACUCGCAAAUGGCACCGUAAGCUGGAAUUCCCCCGCCAUUAAUCUUUGUUUCAUAUUAACACAUUUUGUAGCCAUAUUUACUAGCUAUCGGGUUUUCGAGAUCAACCACGGCGUUGAUAUGGGCAGCCGGACCUCUUGCAGGAACUUUCAUACAACCUUUCAUCGGAACGAUUUCCGAUCAAAGUACCUCUAAAUAUGGCAAACGAAAGCCCUUCAUCAUAGCCGGAAUAGUUGGUGCCGUACUUUCUAUGAUAUCUAUGGCCGUUAUGCGUAUCGCAGCCGCUAAAUUUUAUAAUUGGAUAGGACGGGAAUAUAUUGGUGCGCAUGUUACUCUUAACAUGACUCGGGGUCUCGUUAUUUUCUGGAUCUGCAUUUUGAAUCUAAGUUUGCAGCCUAUACAAGUUGGGCUGAGAGCGCUGGUCGUGGAUAGUGUUCCUUCUCAACAACAGAGUGAAGCUAGUUCUUGGCUUGGAAGGUUUACGGGAUUAGGAGGGAUUGCUACGUAUUUGCUUGAUGGGUGGUUGAUUGAUAGAUAUGGGGAUAAGACGUUUGAGAUUCUGUGUAUUGUUACGAGCUUGAGUUUGGUUAUUACUAAUCUACCUUGUUUGGUUUUCGCUAGCGAAAGGAAAGAGGGGAGGGAAUUGGCGGGCGUCAAGCGGAGUUUUAGGGUGGGGAAGUUGUUUAAAAGGUUGAUGAGUACGACGAGGAGGAUGCCGAAGAGUAUUGUGCAUAUUUGUGUUAUUCAAUUUGCUUCCUGGUUGGGAUGGUUUCCGUUCUUAUUCUACAACACAACGUAAGUACUCUCCCCUUAAUCGAGAAGCUGUGAACUAAUAGCUUACAGGUAUAUAUCAGCACUCGACCCACAUCACACCACGAGCAACAUGAAAAUCCACUCCAAUUCUAGUGGUGUCCAAGCUUACCUCUUCUUCGCAAUAACGUCAUUCGUCUCUUCCAUGCUUCUCCCUCUCAUGAUACCAACCGCAACCAACAAACCUAUCUCAAACGGGCUCUCCACCAUGAUAUCUUACCUCCACAUCACCCUAACUAAACUUUGGAUAUUCUCCCAAGUCUUAUUUGCAGCCUGCAUGUUCUCCACGUCUAUCAUAACAAACACACUUGGGGGUACAUUAAUGGUAGCCAUCGUUGGCAUCAGCUGGGCACUUACACAAUGGGUCCCUAUGGCCAUGAUGAGUGCUGAGAUUGCAAAUAUAAGGGAGGAUGGAGAAGGAGAAGACGAGACAGGGACGCUGAUGAGUGUUUUUAAUGUUGCCAUCUCAGCGCCACAGAUUUUGGCGAGUGGGCUUUGUAGUGGGUUGUUUUGGGUGGUUAGAGGAAUGGAUCUUGUGGAUUCGCUUGGGUGGGCGUUGAAGAUGGGGGGUUUGGCAAGCGUAGUUGCGGCGGGGUUAAUUGUUUUUAGAAAGUAG
Hymenoscyphus albidus is the source of this 1955-nucleotide messenger RNA. Lineage: Eukaryota; Fungi; Ascomycota; Leotiomycetes; Helotiales; Helotiaceae. The record is from the annotation of a GenBank genome assembly.